CGCAUACCGCGUCGUCGUUGCCCGCGCCUCCUCUAACGCGCGCGUUUCGCGGAUACGAGCGGUUUUUGUUUUAGUUGCUUUUUGGUGAAUCGUGUUUGUGGAGUUGUGGAUAUUCCGUAUUGUUUUUAAGAAUAACAUAAUUAUAGUGCCUCAGCGUAAUGUCGCUGAACGGAGUAACUUUCUUAGAGCCCUGCGCCUGCCCCAUCACAGACAUAGGGCCGGACCUAGGCGGCACGUGCUAUGGCCAGAUGUUCACGUUUAUGCUGAUCAUCAGGAAGUUCCUUCAAGGUCGCUGCGACCUCGCGGACCCUUGCAACCGGUUCCCACUGGAUCGUCAGGCCGAUGACAGCUAUGACUUUGUGGUCAUAGGCGGUGGUACUGCCGGGUCUGUUGUUGCGGCUAGGUUGUCUGCCAACCCGCAGUGGAAGGUGCUCCUGUUAGAAGCGGGCGGAGACGAGCCGACUCUCUCGUCAGUGCCAGCCUGGGUGACGGCUUUCUGGUGGAGGAACGACACCGACUGGAACUACUACACCGAGCCACAGGAGAAGGCCUGCCAGGACAAGGAGGACCACAAGUGCUACUGGCCGCGAGCUAAAAUGUUAGGUGGAUGUUCAGCAAUAAACGGCAUGAUGUACAUGCGUGGUCACCCGGCGGACUACGACGGGUGGGCGGUGAACGGGGCCAAGGGCUGGUCGUGGAGCGACGUGCUGCCCUACUUCCUAAUGAGUGAGGACAACAAGCAGAUCGGCACCCUCGUUUCGAAAGAACAUCACAACCGCGGCGGGCCUAUGCCGGUGCAGCAGUUCCGCUACGCACCCCCACUUGCGCACGACAUCGUGGCCGCGGCCAUCGAGCUAGGAUACCCACCUACCACAGACCUCAAUGGUGACAACAUUACGGGAUUCACCAUCGCACAAACAUUCAAUAACAACGGAUCCCGCUACACGACUGCCCGCGGCUACUUGCGACCGGUGUCCCACCGUCAGAACCUUCACGUUGUGUUCCACUCACAAGUGUCCAAAGUGGUGGUUGACCCCCUCACUAAGAAGGUGACUGGCGUCGACUAUAUUGAUCUUAGAAGCGGCCAGGAGAAGACUGUUAAGGUUACAAAGGAGGCCAUCAUAUCAGCAGGACCACUAAACACGCCCCAAGUACUGCAGCUCUCAGGGAUCGGUGCCAAAGCCACUCUGGACAAGUACAAUAUCACCACCAUAAUGGACCUGCCCGGAGUGGGGCAGAAUCUUCAGAACCACGUCGGAGUGAACCUUGACUUCGUGCUGAAUAAUGAGGCCGAAAUCAAUCAGUUGAACUGGGCGAGUGCUAUGACCUAUCUGCUGCUCAGAGACGGGCCUUUGUCUGGUACUGGAGUGGCGCAGACGACCGGCAUAGUUAACACCAAGUACGCGCCAGCGAGCGGCCAGCACCCGGACAUCCAAUUACUCUUCCGAGGAUAUUCUUCCGAUUGCUCCAGCGGGGAGAUGCAGGAUGAUGCGCUUGUUGAAACCAGGAGAUCUUUUACCUCAAUAUCAGUAAUCAACCUGCAGCCGCGCAGCCGAGGUUACAUCACCAUCAACACGACAGACCCCCUGGCGCCUCCAGUCUUGCAGCCCAACUACUUCGACGACGACAUGGAUGUAAAAACCCUCAGCGAAGGCGCGAGGAUCGCAUACAAACUUUCCAAUGCUACGAUUCUAAAAACAAAAUACGGCAUAGAGGUGAAACCUGACUUCGGUUCUGAGUGCGGCAGCAGCGAGGGUCUCUCGGAUGAGUAUCUGUCCUGUCUGACCAGGUACCACACCGCACCCGAGAACCACCAGGUGGGGACCGCCAAGAUGGGACCGGCGUCCGAUUCUAUGUCUGUCGUCGAUACUGAACUCAAAGUUCAUGGGAUUGAAGGUCUUCGGGUGAUCGAUGCUUCAAUAAUGCCGGCCGUGACUACUGGUAACACGGCGGCCACAGUGAUAAUGAUAGGGGAGCGCGGCUCCCACUUCAUAAUGACACAGUACCAGAACCAGCCGGGCCUCGGCUACAGCUCCGGAGACAAGAGCACCGAACUCAAUGAGUAGGAGGACUAAGGCCAAUAACAAAGACAAUUAAGUUGGUCGUGUUUCUUUUUCGUUUUGGCGUGGUUUUACAGACAAAUAACAUGACAUUUAAAAUCGCAAGGCCCAGUGUAG
Messenger RNA from Pectinophora gossypiella (pink bollworm), 2177 nucleotides. Its product is annotated as glucose dehydrogenase [FAD, quinone]-like. The coding region runs from base 159 to 2066 and encodes 635 amino acids. The record is from RefSeq and is a predicted model, not a curated record. NCBI's taxonomy places the organism in Eukaryota, Metazoa, Arthropoda, Insecta, Lepidoptera, Gelechiidae. Gene Ontology annotation, molecular function: flavin adenine dinucleotide binding; oxidoreductase activity, acting on CH-OH group of donors. The transcript has 14 exons.